Mycena citricolor is the source of this 1913-nucleotide messenger RNA. NCBI's taxonomy places the organism in Eukaryota, Fungi, Basidiomycota, Agaricomycetes, Agaricales, Mycenaceae. The record is from the annotation of a GenBank genome assembly.
AUGUCAGACUAUACUCCUUCGAUCAAAGCAUCUUUCACGGGUGAGGGCGCCUCCCAUGGUCCGAUCCCAUGUGACCGUGGCCCUGACUGUCGAGGAAACCAGUGGAUUGCACCCACCGAGACUCGUCGCAAAGUACGGAACAAGAACCCCAACUUACCCGACCGCACUGUCUGUUGCCCAUGUUACGAGUAUUAUUGCAACAAGUCUUCCUCGACAGUGUCUGCUCGCAAUGGAGCCACUUCGGCUCAGCCAACACCCAGCAUGCUCCAGGAUGCCGCCAUCAUUCGACGGCAAAACAUUGACGCUCGCGUGAACAAUAGUGCACCAAAGGCCAACGAUCAGCUCGUUGCCAUUGCUCCUGGAUUAAUGGGUCCUCCAGCUCGCAUUACUGUGCGUGGUCCGCACAUCUCGCUUCCAAAUAUGGGCGGCUUUGCGCUCCCUCUGCCGCCACCACAGCAGCCUGUGUACUCUAGUAAGGGAUAUUCCGCAAACCAUGCGCAGUAUUCUGCCGCUCGGGCGGGAUGGGCCCAUGCUGCGUAUGCUGGUGCUACCCCAGAGACGAUUUCUCUUAUCAUCGGAGUGCGGUAUGAGAUCCUGGGCAAGCCCAAGGGCGGAACGUUUGGGGCCAUCAGCGAGGGCGUUGUAGUAGAUGCUCGUGCUACACCACGAACAAUCAUCCAGACUGUGUUUGACAAUGUCUACGGAAAGCUCCGGGUGCAAAUCCUUCGAGACACCAAGAACGGGUUUGAGUUUGACACAACCACUUCACCUCAUGUUUCCUCAACGGAAGGAUCCACCGCUACUUUCGAUGCCGAACAAGUGGCCAGUGCAGUAACCUUGAUCCGCACCAGAUUUGGCUCAUCCGCGCUCUCCGAUCUUGCUCCUGGUAAUUCAUCAUCGUUGAUUGGCGGUCAUCUUGCUGGAGCGUCAUGGGGAACAAACCGAUUGAAGAAGGCGCUCAGCGAGGGAGGGUCAUUGAAAAAGGCGGGAAACGCUCCCUUGCACAUCUCUGAGCACAUCGAAUUUUAUCGCAUCCUCCCAGUUGAUCUUCAUGAUCUCCUCGAGAAUCCGAGCUUCUUCACCUGUGAUAUCAAAGCAGCUGAGUUUGUCGGCGCACAAUGCACGGCUGAAUCUCAACAUCGUGUCAACGGGCAACAUCUUGGGAAGUGUCCCAACCAGCAUGUGGCAGCAAAGCGGAUGUUCGAAUUGUGGAGUGAGGACAAGGAGCGUCUAAGGCGAUUUGCUCCGCAGCAGGAGUACAUCCAGACCAUCCGCGAGGCUAACAUCCUGGUCUGGGCCGUCUCCCUCCUUGAAUUUUGUUAUGCGUUCAUUGCAGACUUCAUCAAGAAGAACGGUAAGCCUCCGGCGGACUUGAAGAUGUUCAACAUUCGAUUUGUCGAAGCCGGGCUGGCUCUCAUUCACGACUCAAGUGCAGCUGGCCACAAUGUGAAGGACACUUCCUCGCUACGCCGCACAUUCCUGAUUGAGGAGUUGAUCAAGCCAACAAGAGAAAAUCAGGACGAGACGUUCAUCAAGUUUAUUCACAAUAAUCUUGCAGCACCGACUCCGACCAUCUGCUCCGACUCCCUGAACUAUGCUGUCGCCGAAUUCCUCUGCUUUACUCAACAUAUUCAGUACGAGAAGUCUGGGGGAAACGUCUUUCUGUCCGAUCUUCAGGGGUCUCCGAGUCGUCUUAGUGAUCCUCAGAUAAUGACAACUCCGGAUAAAGGAGCGCAUCUUCGGUGGUGGAAAUAUCCGGUCUGCUUUCCAGGAGUUCCCCACUCAGCAUAAGUGCUCCCGAUACUGCGAAUUCUUCAAACUCACUCCGUUGAGCACGACAUUAUGAACAGCAUUAGUCAAUUUACGUAUCACAGCUUGUUGCUCAUUGAUUAACUGAACCCCGCUUCUUACUU